UUUCCGCCCCGCUACAGGGCGGGUGCGGCCAUCUUGGGAGCGUGCAAUCAAGGGUUGUGGCGGGAUUGGCUCCGCUUCAGGGCUCGUCCUUUGCUCCCCACCUAACAGGGUCGGAUUCCGAGCCCUUCCCCGCUGGGCGGGGGCGUCCUAACGGCCGACUCCUUUCCAGCAGAAGAAACACUUAAAUUCUGGAAAUAGCGACUGUCAUGGCCAGCAGUCUUAAUGAAGAUCCAGAAGGAAGCAGAAUUACAUAUGUGAAAGGAGACCUUUUUGCAUGUCCCAAAACAGACUCUCUAGCCCACUGUAUCAGUGAGGAUUGUCGCAUGGGUGCGGGGAUAGCUGUCCUCUUCAAGAAGAAAUUUGGAGGGGUGCAAGAACUGUUAAAUCAACAAAAGAAAUCUGGAGAAGUGGCUGUCCUCAAGAGAGAUGGGCGAUAUAUAUAUUAUUUGAUUACAAAGAAAAGGGCUUCACACAAGCCAACUUAUGAAAAUUUACAGAAGAGCUUAGAGGCCAUGAAGUCCCAUUGUUUGAAGAAUGGAGUCACGGAUCUCUCCAUGCCCAGGAUUGGAUGUGGUCUUGAUCGUCUGCAAUGGGAAAAUGUAUCUGCAAUGAUUGAGGAGGUAUUUGAGGCAACAGACAUCAAAAUUACUGUGUAUACGCUCUGAGAGACAAACACUUUCUAUGUGUUCAUGUUCUCCUGUGUCAUUCCUACUUGGCCAUAGGACUGAGCAAACUGACCUUAAAUUGGGCAGCAGAAAAUUUUCACUUUAUAUUCUGUGUCAUAGGCCAAUCUUGGGUUGUUGUAUUCCAGUAUUUGGAUUGGGACUCUGGAGGAGGGAUAGCUUGGGAUAUGUUUCUCUGCUUUUUGCUGGAGGUCAGAAGUCUGCAGCCUGAUACUGGGCCCAGAACCCAGAAAGUUGGGCCUGUGACCUCUGUUUGUUCCAGUAUGCUACCUGAUUUGUUGGCUGGCCACUAGGUGGCAACAUUGAUUGUUUCUUUGCCGUUUAAGAGAAAUUUCGGGAAGAUUGAACAUUUAAAUUACUUGUACAUCUUUUGUCAUUUGUGCACUUAACUUGGCAUUAUUCUUGGUGAAAUUCAUCCUAGGAGAGAAUCAUGUUUUGUUUGUUAAUACAAAAUUGAAUUCUACAUUGUUAACAAGGAAUUUGUGACCAAAACGGAAAAAUAAAUCUCUUUUCCUUGGGGUUCAA
Messenger RNA from Marmota monax (woodchuck), 1208 nucleotides. It is a transcript of the gene Oard1, whose product is annotated as O-acyl-ADP-ribose deacylase 1. The record is from RefSeq and is a predicted model, not a curated record. Gene Ontology annotation, biological process: peptidyl-glutamate ADP-deribosylation. The coding region runs from base 207 to 665 and encodes 152 amino acids. Lineage: Eukaryota; Metazoa; Chordata; Mammalia; Rodentia; Sciuridae. The transcript has 6 exons.